Messenger RNA from Varanus komodoensis (Komodo dragon), 5630 nucleotides. It is a transcript of the gene THSD4, whose product is annotated as thrombospondin type 1 domain containing 4. Bases 243 to 2186 code for a protein of 647 amino acids. Gene Ontology annotation, molecular function: metalloendopeptidase activity. Gene Ontology annotation, biological process: extracellular matrix organization. Lineage: Eukaryota; Metazoa; Chordata; Lepidosauria; Squamata; Varanidae. The record is from RefSeq and is a predicted model, not a curated record. The transcript has 12 exons. Gene Ontology annotation, cellular component: extracellular matrix.
CCCCCUCCCCAAACAGGGAGAAGUCAUUACAUGAAGGAUCGGCUUACCAGUUGUCUCCAGAGCGGAGUGACGGAGUGCAGAAGCUCCCGGUAGUCAGCACAGUGAGCAAGGCAGACGAGGGAGGCAUGCGUUGAGCUGCAGCGCACGGGAGUGGGAUCGUUCGGAGACACCGGGGCAUCUGUUAGCCGUUAGCGCUUGGCAAAGGGAUUCUACCUCUACGGCAGUUGUUGAGUUGGGCAAUCAUGUUUGCCAGCUACCUGUUACUGAUGUUGCUCUACUUUCAAGCCGCAACAUUAGGAAAAGCUCAGGAAGAGAGCAUUGGCUGUGAUGACUAUCUUGGCUCCGACAAGGUGGUGGACAAAUGCGGGAUCUGCGGAGGGGACAACACCGCUUGCAAAGUUGUCUCGGGAGUCUUCAAGCACACCUUGACCAACCUCGGGUACCACAAAAUAGUUGAGAUACCAGAGGGGGCAACUAAAAUUAACAUCACGGAGAUGGCAAAGAGCAACAACUACUUAGCUUUGCGGAGUCGAUCAGGUCGGUCUAUUAUCAACGGGAACUGGGCAAUCGACCGACCUGGGAGAUAUGAAGGUGGAGGAACCUUGUUCACCUACAAACGCCCCAACGAAAUCUCAAGCACCGCUGGAGAAUCCUUUUUAGCCGAUGGGCCAACCAACGAAAUCUUGGAUGUCUAUAUGAUUCAUCAGCAGCCCAACCCGGGCAUCCAUUACGAGUAUAUCAUCCCAGGACCCAACGUCAUUAGCCCUCAGGUCCCACUGCACAGACGGCCAGGAGAGCCGUUCAACGGCCAGUUGGAUGUGACGGAGAGGGUGAGUUAUGAGGAGGAGUCGCAACACGGGGAGACAGGCGCUCCCGUUGGGCAGCCCAUGGGAGUCUUCCCAGUGAUCCAGCCCGGAAGAUUUCCCUCCCAUCAGCCAGACAACCAGGUGCCUGUCGGCCAGCCUCCGAGACGCAGCCGAGAGCACAAUUGGAAGCGGAUUGGUACAACGGAGUGCACCGUCACGUGCGGGAAAGGAGUGCAGUAUCCGAUCUUCCGGUGUGUGAACAGGAAUUCCCAUGAGGAGGUCUCCGAGAGUUACUGUGAUGCCGGUACCAGGCCCACCCCGGAGGACGAGCCUUGCAACAUCUUUCCUUGCCCAGCCUUUUGGGAUAUCGGGGAGUGGUCCGAAUGCAGCAAAACCUGCGGCCUCGGAAUGCAGCACCGCCAAGUCUUGUGCCGCCAGAUCUACGCCAACCGCACCCUCACGAUCCAACCCCACCGCUGCCACCGCCUGGAGAAACCGGAGACCACAAGUACGUGCCAGCUGAAGAUCUGCAGCGAAUGGCAAAUUCGGACAGAAUGGACAUCGUGCUCUGUGCCGUGUGGAGUUGGUCAGAGGACUCGCGACGUAAAGUGCGUCAGCAACCUUGGAGACGUUGUCGAUGACGAGGAGUGCAACAUGAAGCUCCGGCCGAACGACAUAGAGAACUGCGACAUGGGCCCCUGUGCCAAAAGCUGGUUUCUCACGGAAUGGAGUGAGCGGUGCUCGGCAGAAUGCGGUGCUGGCGUCCGCACGCGGUCCGUUAUCUGUAUGACCAACCACAUCAGCAGUUUGCCACUGGAGGGCUGCGGACACAACAGACCACCGGAGACAACCCCCUGCAACAACGGGCCGUGCCUGGGGAAAGUCGAGUGGUUUGCUGGAAGCUGGACCCAGUGUUCAAUUGAAUGUGGCAGUGGAACCCAGCAGAGAGAAGUGCUUUGUAUUAGAAAGACUGAAAACAGCUUUGAUAUACUGAAUCCCUACGAGUGUUCAUUUUUGGAAAGACCCCCCAGCCAGCAAGCUUGCUACCUCAGGCCUUGUGGUGCGAAGUGGUUUAGUACUGAAUGGAGCACAUGCUCCAAAUCCUGCGAAACUGGCUUCCGGAUCCGAGAGGUGCGGUGCCUUUCUGAUGACAUGACUCCCAGUAGCAAAUGUGAUCCGCAACUUAAGCCGGACGAGAAGGAGCAGUGUAACACUCAGGACUGCGUACCUGAAAUAGAUGAAAACUGCAAGGACAAAUAUUACAACUGCAACGUUGUGGUUCAGGCCCGGCUCUGUGUCUACACCUAUUAUAAGAGAGCUUGCUGUGUGUCUUGCAUGAAAGCGGCUAACAGGAUGUCAAGCUUCCUGGGACGCAGAUAACAGCAGCUCGAUGGCUGGAUUCAGACCUCUCCUCCGUCACCUUUGGCUGCUUGGACUCUGACAGAUUUCGCCAUCUGAAAGAGAGGCUUUCCGUAUCGGUGAGCACCUCGGGGCGUGACGGAUGCACACCUGCGUGUUUCUCAUUCACACACUGAAUAGGAACUUGGCAGCUUUUGGACACACACGCUGUAAAACCCGGGCUUUGGGAGCAGAAUCUGGCAAAACCCACUCAAAUCCCGUGCAAACGCGAGGAACUGCCAAUGACCCAUCAAAAUGUAAAGGUCUCAUUUGGGGCUAACAAAGUACCCUUGAAGGGCGAGCUUCCUUCCUCCCAUCUUUCUACAGCACCCACCACAGCAGGCUGAAAGCACUGCUUGGACUUUGGGUUCCUCCCUGGGAGCCACUAAGAUGGGAUAGACAAUCUCCACCUUCGAAGACCGGGCUCCUCUUGGUGGCUCUGUUGCUCCCCCCACACAGGAUCUGGCCUGUGGCUGUUCCCACUGCUUUUGGCAUCUGCCUUUCCACCGAGGGGGCCCUUUGCUUCUCUCCUGCACACCUGUUUCUCUUACCUUGAGCAAUAAUCCAUCUAGUUGCUAGGACAGUGUGCAUGGAAGGAUGCAGAUUAAAUCUUUGGGGCUGGGGGAUGGCAGAGCUUAGGUGGGCUAGAAGGUCCCAUGUUUGGAGCCCUCAACCCAUCUGUAUCCUGGAAGUAUGAGCUACGCGAGCCAAGGGGGGACUGAAACAAGUUUGCGUCUGCUCCUUCACUAAAAUGCAAAGGGCAGCUAGAUGGGCCCUCAGUGGCAUUCCUCUUCUGUGCCUGUAUCGCCCUCCACGGCUCUGCAGCUUGCAGUGAGCCCUAAAAGCUCUCUGGGGGCCACAGGUUUGCUCUCGUAGUUUGUGAGUUUAAAGGCUAUAAGGUCAUGCAGACAGGUGGGGAGUCUUACCUGCCUGAGCACUGCAUGCAUUUCUUCCAACCCCUCCCAGACCAGUCCUAAGGAAGACGUUUGUGAAAUCUGAAAGCCAGCUCCAUUUUCCUUUUUCUCUUGUCUUUUCUGGAUAUCUUGAUUUUUCCUCAAUGCCGAGAAAGGUUCUCCUGCACCGGCUGAGAUCUGCUUUCCCAUGUGCCCACUCCCCUCCUCCCAUUUCUUUGCAUCAGAGAACCCCUAGCAGUGAUGUGCUGAACGCAGUGGUCGCGAUGGACAACAUUACGAGCUGAGUGCCCGAUGGCAGCGGUUUAGACUGGCCCCCACAACAAGCCUGUCAUUUGAUCCUGGGUCCGAUGGCUUCCCCAUCCCCUGCAGGCUGAGGCUGCACCAAUGACUGGGGGAUGCUGGGAGUUGUGGGACCUUCUGUCCAAACACACAUAGGAUUUUGUCCUUCACCCAGUAUUGCCCUCGGGUUGGCAGCACUCUAGAGCCCUACAUUUCCUGCUCCUGGACCUUUCAGGUGGAGAUGACCAGGACUGGACAGCAGUCAGAGGACCGUGACAUGGUGAGGUAGUUCGAGUCCCCUGAUUUAGUGAUCCAGUGAGGGAUGAAGGAUGUCUGAUAAGGGAUUAGCUGGGGUUUCAGCUCUUCGUGGAAGCCUGGACCCCUGCCCCAAAGUCCAGCCCUAGAGGCACCAUAAUCAUGAUUUGGUACAAAACUCUAAUGAGCUUGAUAUGUAGCCCACCCCUCCCCUUUUAAAGGCAACGUUCUGGACUUCAAAGAGAGUCUGUGCAUGGCAAGGAGGGAGCGAGCUUCCGGCACGGUGUGCUCAAAAUUGUACUGCAGAACCCCAGUGAAUAUGAAAGCUUAAUCCACCCAUCUCUAGCGAGUUCCCAGCUUUCUUGUUCCUCCUGCCCUGGGCACAUUAAAAGACAACAUUAUCAGGGCUUUCCAGCAGAGAAAUGUUUUCUAAUAGGGAGUGCCUGCCCCAGACACCCAAGUCCCAAACACUGUUAUUUUUUUCAUUUAUCUCAGUUGAUCUGUAGAGAACAACCAAACAAUUUAAAGGUCCCCCCCGCCUUUCUGAUUGACUGUUCUUCCUUCUUCAGGUCUAAGUAGUCCCACUUUAAUGGCCUAGAUCUUUCAUCCUUAACACUAGUGCAUGAAAUACCCACUGUCGUUUUCCAUCUGUGCUGAGAGCGCUUUGCCAUUCGGUAAAGUUCACUCCCUGCUAUUAGAGAAGUUGGAAAAUAGCAGGUUAGAUUCAUGCUGUCCCUGUGCAUACAUGGCCAAGUUGUUCUAAAUGAGCAAUUGCUUCUGACUUUUGCUAACGUGUGAAUGAACCAGUCUGUGGUGCACCAUGUCCGUUUCACAUGCAUUCAUUCCUUAGUCUGUUCCGUCCAAUGCAGAUGCAGCAUACAUUUAAAAAAUGCACCAAAACUGGAUCGAUUUUUCUAGACCUCUUCCCACGCUACAUCCACUGUAUAUGCAGCUUCCCCAAGUAGGUGUAUUUUGUAUGCAACCAUUGCAUGCAUAUUUCUGCAUGCAAUCAUGGAGUCGAAAACAAUGCUGCAAAAUUUGGAGAAGUGUUCAAUCUAAAGGUUAAGUAUGUUCUGAUCCAGGUAUUAUUUGAAGAAGUGGGAAUCAAAGUAAUUUGACUUACAAAUGUGGACCAAGUGACAUUCUCCCCAUCUGUACUUUUGACAGAGAUACCCAAAGCAGAAAAUUGGUUGAUGGUAGUGGGAUCACUGGGCAAGCUAUUUCCUGAUCCACCAAUAAGACCCUCAGGGGGUAAUAAUGCUCAGCUCAGACAGAAGGCUAGUAUAAUGCCUGAUUUAUCCAGCUCUGAUUUUGUCUGAAGAAAAGAAUUCCACUGCCUCCGCUCUGCCUCUCAUGCACUUAGUUCUAAAAUUUAAUGAGCACAUUAAAACAAAACCUUACAAAAUGCAAUAGGACCGACUGCCAGAAUCCUGAAAUUAACCUAAUCAAUCCAAAACAAGGAAGGAUAUACUUUGUUAUAACUUAUUUUUUAUAUUUGUAAAUACAAGAUGUUUAUAGGAAAAUACGUAUUCGAAGCUAUGUCUAUAUGGAAUAAGCCACUGCAUCAAAAUAGUUCUAUUAUUUAGAAUAUGAGAUUUUGUUGUGAGUUCGGGGUUUUUGUUUUUUUUUUUAACAAAAAGGGACUAAAUGCAUAUUUAUUUAUAUAUCCCAUCUGCAUUUCUUUCCAGUUAUUUUGGCAGUACUAACCAGCCUUUGGCCUGGAAUUUUAUACCACGUUGACAUAUAUAAAUAUCAUACUGUAAAUCCAUAGUUAAUGGUUUCUUUAUUUCAUGGUAAAUAACCUACUCCUACACAUGUUUUUUUUAACAGUGCAAAACAAAAACAGAAGAGGGAGAUGGUAUACGUGAAUAGCAAUUAUAGGCUAGUUCUGGGAUCUAUAUGCCCCAUAAUGCACCUCAACUAGAUCUAUGCAGCAUUCUCUUCAUACGUGUAUACAUAUUCUCUGAAGGGGGGAAAG